This is a messenger RNA of Eremomyces bilateralis CBS 781.70, 3793 nucleotides long. RefSeq lists its product as uncharacterized. Gene Ontology annotation, cellular component: cytoplasm. Gene Ontology annotation, molecular function: protein binding. Lineage: Eukaryota; Fungi; Ascomycota; Dothideomycetes; Eremomycetales; Eremomycetaceae. The record is from RefSeq and is a predicted model, not a curated record. The transcript has a single exon. Gene Ontology annotation, biological process: autophagy; response to starvation. The coding region runs from base 226 to 3474 and encodes 1082 amino acids.
AGAAGGAUGAGUCGGGCAGACCUGAUGGAGAUGGAGAGAAAGUUACUCGGAUUUAUCCCCGAGAGCUGUAAGACCUUCUUUCUUCAUGUGCCGAUUCAUGAAUACUAUUCUCAAAGAGAAAUCCUUUGCACUGCGACUUUCUCUUGUUCUGCUUUGACUCCACUGCGUGAAAGAUAAAAGAAUGCAAAACCUUGCCGUACACAAUUCGUUCCAGCUGCGGUCACCAUGACGGACUUGCUGAUAGUUGUUAACAGGACCAAAUCGCCGGAACCAACGCCGAGCCCACCCCGAACUUCUCCUCCACUGACUCAAGCUGGCUUUAACCCUGUGGCGCCCCCAGUCCUGAGCUCGCUCGGAGUGCACAACCCACGAUCGCCAUCAAACCACACAGGCGAGUGGACGAGCCCGCUCCCUGUACGCCCCAACAGACACCCGCAGAGCUAUGCCGGCGGGCUGAGCGUCAGUCCGUCCCCACCGAGACAUCGAACAGGCAUGAACAUUGAAGGCGUGGCGUUCGGAGGGGGCAACUUCUCGCAUUCCCCUCCCGUCCAAGCGGGAAUGAGACCUCUCAGCCAUCCCACCCAGUACACAACCUUUGGAGGCCGGAUGUCUCUGUCUCCUCGACCUGAUAGUAGGGAUCGCCGAGCAUCCAUGUUCUCCCAACCGGGUCAACGCCUCUCAUACGGUGCACCACCGCUUCCCCAUGAACCCCAAGCUCAUUUCUAUGGAACCCCCAAUAUCGACUUCGGGCAGCCUCUGGGUCAAGAGACGGGUCUACAGCCCGGCGAGAAUGGGUAUUACUGCGGGUUCGACACUCUGAGUACCGCGGGGGAUAUGGCUUCGGCGACCACCGAGAAUGUCAUUCUUGUGGGCUAUGAGGGCGCCUUGGACGUGUACCGCAUCGACAGAGAGAGCAUAGAUCUCAUCGGUCAGAUUCAUGGCUUGCGAGGCUCAGUCGUCGGCGCGAAGAUUCUUCCGUGGACUCUCCGCAAGGAUCCAUGCCAGGGCCAUCGACCGCUUGUCGCACUCAUCCUGCACAACCCGUUGAUACCCCCUGAAACCUCGAAUGGAACGGACUCGCCACUCGUCGACGUAGAUGAUCACACCAAUCCGUCUCGCUCGUCAAGUCGCCAGGCAGAUCGGCGCGAGGGACGAAACGGUCAUAUCACAGCAUACCAAACCACCGUCGAGGUGUAUUCCUUGAGCUCACAGGAGCGCAUAGCAAUCUUGUAUAGCACACCAAGUACAACGGUAUCGUAUUCUUUAGACGGUACUCCACUCGCACCGCCCCCUAUUGGAGACCUGAGGAUCGACGCGAAAGGAAAAUUCGUCGUGGUCGCUUCAGGGACAAGUGGCGAAGUGUUCAUAUUCUCCUCUUACCCGAAUAAUGGGGCUGAGAACGGGUCUCAGGCUUUCCGCUGCAUCGGGAAACUUUGGACCACGGUACAACAACACGAGCCGGGUGGAGAAUCAAGUGCCUCGAGUGUGAGCGAUGCGAAUGCCCAAAUCCCAGAUGGGGCUGUACAGUAUAGUGUGCCACUUUUCUCACUCAGUGAGCGAUGGCUCGCCGUCGUUUCUCCACCGUCUUCGUCGCUCUUCACCUUGAAAGGAGAUGCCCUGCUUCGCGAUGAGAAUCCCAACGCCCCAGGGGUUUCAAGCCAUACAGCGCCUUCACAAGCCACGUCAACGUGCGCGGUGGACAUGCCGGAUGCCGAUACCAUGUUCGGUUGGGUUUCCCGGGAAGUCGCUAAAGGCAUCAUCAAAGGAGCGCAGUGGGUUGGCGAUCAGGGUGUGCAGGCAUGGAAAAGCUACUGGAAUAAACCGAGUCCGCCCAAUGGCCAACCACCCGGUCCCAUUCACGAUCCGCAGCUGCAGUACUUCCCACCAACGCACGCGCAGUCAACGCAAACCCCCCAUCCAAGUAACGAGCCGGCUCCAGUCUCCGUCUUCGACUUGCAAAGGUUCCUCGAUGCGGAAGAGUCAAGAGUCAAGAACUCCUUGGUGCCACUGGCCACGUUCAUGCCUCCGCAGGGGUGUAGUUUCUUGUCGUUCUCGCCCACGGGGCUCCAACUCCUCACGGUUAGCCACAAUGGGGAGCACAGCUUCAUCUGGGAUUUGAUGCGGAUGACAUUUGGAAAGACAUUAAUUUCGGCCAACAAGGGGGCGGCAGGGCCGCACGUUCGGCAGAUUAUGAGGAUCACACGGCUGACGCCUGCACAUGUCGUGGAUGUGGUUUGGUCGGCUCCCAACGGCGACAAACUGGCUCUUUUGACGGAGAAAGGCACCAUCCAUGUGCAUGAAUUGCCAGCUGGCGCCUUACAAUGGCCGCCACCUCGAAGAACCAAACGUGAAAUCGAGACGGCCAAAAUAAAGGAGCCGGAAUCUAACGAAGCAACGUCCUCGCGAAACCGCAUGAGCUCAGCUUUCGAGGCCAUCAACGGCGCAACCAAGCCGUGGCUUGACACAGUGCGAGGCCGAAGUCUCAGCAGCGGUUCCGGCAUCCCGAAGAUCAGUGGUCUCUCGAUGACGACCGCUGCCGGGGCCGGCGCGAAAGGCGGCAAAGUCGUGGCCGCCGGCUUUGGCAAGUCCCUCACCGCGGCCACGGACUCGGUCCACAACCUCUAUCACGCCGGCGACAACAAGCUGCACACGCGCCCGUUCACCGGCGCCAACUGCACCGGCACCGUCCGCUGGUUGAGCGGCAAAGACCGCGGCUACCUCGCCGUCGUCGCGGGUGGCCUCGUGCACAUCCACGCCGUCAAGGAAGGCCCACCCAAGCGCAAAGGCAAAACCUCCCAGCCGCGCUCCAUGAUCUCCAAAACCAAGACUCUGGAAUUCCGCCUUUCCCUCAUCCCCGACCUCCUCUUCCCCGCCGACGUCGCCGACAUCCUCGCAGCCCGUAACGCCGGUGACCCAACCCCGACGCUGCAGCCACGCGGGAUCUGGCGUGUUCGCGCCCCGGGCAAACCUUCCCUUCCUCAGUCGCCGAUCCCAUCCACCCACCCGCGUUCCCGCGCCCAACGCACCCGCCACCCACUCUCCUUUGCCGAGAUCGAGACCAACCCGCCCUACCAGCCCUUCCACACCGACUCCCGCGUCGCGCUGUUCACGUUCUCCCGCAGCCACGCGCACGAUCCGUCGUCGUCGCCCGACCGAUCCGACCCGCACCACCUUGACGACGCGCAGCCGUGGGCGUUCGGUGAGCCGCUGCCGAAGACGCAGCUCGCGAUACCGGGGCGGGCACUCGGUGGGGGGCGUGGAGGGGAGGAGGACGAUGAGGGAGGGGACGGGGCUGUGGGGAGACUGAUGGAGAAGACGGUAACGCGAACGGAAGGGGGGGAAGAGAUCGUGGAGCAGGUGGUGGUGACGACGAGGAGAAGGCGGAGGAGGCCGGACAGGGAGGGGGACGAUGAGGAUGAUGGGUUCUUUGAGGAUGAUUGUGACGUGUUGGAUUUUGCGGAGGAUAGGGUUUAAGGGGGUGGAUCGGUCCGUGGCUGGUGUGGCAGGGGUAUAGCUGCUUGCAUCAUGUCUUACAUUUUUCAGGAGUUCGAGGACGCAUGGCUAUUCGAUUUGGGACGGAUCAUUGGGCUAGGGCAUGGGAGCAAAGUAAUAGAACGGGUAAGGCGUUUUUAAUGGCGUGGAUCAUAGCCAGCCACUGUCUAUAUGGGAACAUCGGGCAGUGAUGUUUUGCUACCAAAUACAAGACAAUUUCCGUAUCCCGAGACCGUCAUGAGCUCUUUGCCUGGCGAUCAGUGCCUGUAUCACUCGUAGGUCACUGUCCUAUGUAGGGAGG